AUCUUCGUCAUCAUCAUCAUCAUCAAAUAAUAAUAAUAAUAAUAAUAAUAAUAAUAAUAAUAAUAAUAAUGUGACAAUCGAAAAUUAUUCUCCAACCACAACACCAAUAACUUCGUCAAAUAAUAAUAUGAUAUUUGAAAAUUAUUCACAUAACACAACGUCUCUAUCAUCAUCUUCUUCUUCAAUUACUCAAAAAAAAUCAUCCAAUAUUAAUCGUAGUAGGUAUGCCGGAUUAAAUGAUAUAGAUAUUCGAAAUUACUUACAAUUUACGGCUGCAAUGAUAAUGGGAGUUUCACUAAAAGAACUAGAUGAUCAUACUACUUCUUUAAUGAAAUUAGGAAUGGACUCUAAUACUUUAAAAUUAUUUUUAAAGAGAAUAGCUGAUAUUCUUCCAUCAUUCAUUGAACUUCCUGACAAUUUUAUUGAAGAUAAUUUAUCAAUUGAUUUAAUAACGCAAUUUAUAUUAGAUAUAAUGUCAGGUGGUGGUGAAAAUUCUUAUAAUAAGAAAAAACAAAAGUUACCAAACGAAUUAGAAGAAGAUCAAGAAAAAUUACAAUGUUUAGUUGAAGAUUUAGUUGAUAAACAUACUUUGUAUAUAAAAGAAAAUUAUACUCAACAAUCAACUGAAUCAAGUGAUACUCAACAAUCAAGUGAUACUUCAAUUAAAGUUGGUUUGAAAGAAUUGUUUAUUGAACAAAAAGUUUUUUUAUUGACAGGUGCAACAAGAUUUUUGGGUGCUCAUAUACUUAACAUUUUAUUGUGUCAUUCUGAUUCAAUUAUAUAUUGUUUGGUUAAAAGAAAGAAAGCUCAAAGUCCAAAAGCAUCAUUAAAACGUGCAUUCUUACGUUAUGGUUUUGAUAGUUCUUUAAUUGAUUCAAAACAAUUAAUAGCUUUAUCAUCUAAUUUAUCAGAACCAUAUUUAGGUUUAACUGUACAACAAUAUGAAGAAAUAUCUCAAAAAGUUACUUCAGUAAUACAUGGAAUUUAUUCUAUUUCAAUAUCUUCAAAAUUUUCUAAUAAUAAUAAUAUUAAUAAUAUAUUAAUUCAUUAUGAAAAUAAUUUUAUAUUAGGAACUGCAAAUUUAUUAUUAUUUAGCGCACAAAAAGAAUUUCAUUUUAUAUCUUCAUUGGAUUGUUGUUUAAAUGGACCUUGGGAAAAAGUUCCUGAAGGAAUCAUUCCUCUUAAAGCUUCAAUUACAACAGGGGAUGGUUAUGGAUUAACAAAUUUAAUAUUAGAAACAAUUUUAAUUAACACUUUUGAUUAUUUACAAUUAGAAAGUGUUAGUAUAAUAAGAACAUCUCAACUUACUUGUAAUUCGAAAAGUGGUGUUUGGAGUCCAAAUGAUAUGAUACCUUUAUUAUUAAGAAAUGCUGGUAUAACUGGGAGAAUUCCCGUAUUUGAAGAGAAAUUAGAUUGGAUUCCGGUAGAUAUUGCCGCAAAAUCUAUAGUAGAUUUAGUUAUAACUGAAAAUCGACUUAGUAGAGUUGAAGUUUUUCACGUAUCAAAUCCAAAUUCUACAAUUACGUGGAAAAAUUAUUUGGAUAUUUUAGAAGAAUCUGCUGGAAUGAAAUUUCAAAGGAUUGAAUUAGAACAAUGGUUAGAAAAACUUGAAGGUGGUGUUACUGAUGGAAUUUAUGAUGAAGGAAAUUUCAUGAUUUUGAAUGAAUAUUUUAAGAGAUAUUUGAAUAAUACAUCAACAGUACGUGCCAUGUUAGAUAUAGUAAACACAAAAUCACGAACUUAUAUAUUAAGUAAAUGUCCUCCAUUAAAUGAGGAGUUAGUAACAUUAAAUAUUGAUUGGUUAAGAAAUACUGGAAAUCUAUCUGAAAUUGCUUCACCUCCAACUACCACCACGGAAAUAACUUCCAAAAAAAUGACAAUUUCUGAUUCUUCAGAUUCUAUAGACGCGAACGAAAAACAAGUUCAACCCAGAAACAAAAUAAAUAAAUUAAAAAAAUCAAAAAUUGAAAAUGAAGGAAGUAUAUGGAAUUUAUUAUAUGUUACUAUACCUUUAAUGAUAUUCUUUUUUGUUAUUGAUAUAUUAUGGAGUAUUGUAUCAAAAAGUUUUUUUGAAGUUUCCAUUAUCGCUGGAUGGAUUGCAACAGUUAUCUUUGUUGAUGAUAAUAAUCAACAACAAAAUGUUGCUGAUGCUAGCGAAGAAUUAUUAAACGAUAUUGAUAGGAUUGAAAGGGAAUUUAGAAAUCACAAAAGAAAUUCUGUAAAUGGAAAAAGAAGAAUUGUUUUCAGGAAGAGAGUUUCUCGAAACAUUGAAUAAUCAUAAUUUUUGUUUUUAUUUAU
Rhizophagus irregularis DAOM 181602=DAOM 197198 is the source of this 2298-nucleotide messenger RNA. RefSeq lists its product as uncharacterized. Lineage: Eukaryota; Fungi; Glomeromycota; Glomeromycetes; Glomerales; Glomeraceae. The record is from RefSeq and is a predicted model, not a curated record.